AUGCUGCUGGCCCUGGCCACCGCCAGCGCCUCCACGGCCACCACCACCGCUGCCACCUCCUCGACCACCCCAACCCCUGCCGCCGCCUCGUCCACCGCCACCCCAACCACCGCCUCCACUCCUGCCACCUCUGUUGCCGCCACCACCCCCACCGCUACCACUCGCCCCUCCAGCCGAGCCACCACCCCCACUGCCUCCACCGCCCCCACCGCCGCCUCCCCCGCCGUCACCGCCACCACCCUUGCCCCCUUUGCCCUUGCCGCUGCGGCGCCCGCUCGAGGCAGACGCAACGCUGACCUUCUCAGCACCAAGAAGGUCGACAGCAGCAGCAGAGGCGACAGAGGGAAGAAGGGGGGAAGGAGAACACCCCUCAAAGAACGGGGUACGGGGGUCGCCACGAGAGGCACCUACAGUGACUAUGCUAGUCUCAGCUGCAAGCAGCUCCUUCUCGAGGAGGGCAAUGCCAUAGGAACAGCAGAAAUAGCAGCAGUAGUAGUAGGAGAAGCAGGUAGGACGAACCAGGUAGGGCAGGGCGGCGCGGCUCGGUUCAGGUCGGGUCGCGCGAUUCGGCUGGGUCGCGCGGCUCGGCUCGGAGUGCGCGGUCCGGCUCGGGGCGCGCGGCUCGGGUCACGCGGCUCGGUUCGGUCGCGGGCUGCGGCGGGAACGGGCCGCCCGGGGCCUCUAGGGGCGGUGGGCACGGGGCCGGUCGGGGCCUCUAGGGACAGCGGGCAGAGGGUCGGCGAGGCGGCUUGGGGCCCUAGAGAGGCGAGCGCGGGGCCGAUAGGGGCCUGA
Closterium sp. NIES-65 is the source of this 792-nucleotide messenger RNA. NCBI's taxonomy places the organism in Eukaryota, Viridiplantae, Streptophyta, Zygnematophyceae, Desmidiales, Closteriaceae. The record is from the annotation of a GenBank genome assembly.